This is a messenger RNA of Anguilla anguilla (European eel), 7219 nucleotides long. RefSeq names its product collagen, type XVI, alpha 1 (gene col16a1). Bases 288 to 5174 code for a protein of 1628 amino acids. NCBI's taxonomy places the organism in Eukaryota, Metazoa, Chordata, Actinopteri, Anguilliformes, Anguillidae. The record is from RefSeq and is a predicted model, not a curated record. The transcript is spliced from 71 exons.
AUUUGGAGACAGAGGCGAAGAGAGUUGGAGAACUUUUUUUUCUAAAAGAGUGUGGGGAGGGGAAAGUUGAGCAGGGCGAAAGAACGUUGUCUUUAACUUCUCCCCCAGGAAAGGCAUUUUCACUCAAGGAAAGUAAUUACAAACACGGUGGAUUACAAUUUGCAAUGAAAUAAUCGGAUCGCCUCUGCUGUGAGAAAUAUUGUGGAUUAAUGUGGACGUUUUACUCCUUGGAUUAAUCAGUUCUUGUAGGUAGGAGUCAAGCGUCUCUCUUACCUGAGGAGGAAGCCAUGUGGGUCGUAUGGUCAUCUGUGCUGUUCACCCUGGUGUGGCUGUCCAUCAUCUCCUGUCCGUGUGAGGGAGGCCGACUUGUGACUGAUGAAGCCGUCCGAUGCCCCUCCCUACAGGUGGAUGAAUGGAGGUUUCCCCAGACAGCCAGACACAACAUCACAGGUUUCAAUCUGGUGCGGAGGUUUGGCUUGUUGAAGCUCACGGGGGUGAAGAAGAUCCGGAACCCCAACGGGCCUGUGAUCCUGAGACUUGGGAAGGUGCCGCUCACCCAGCCCACUGAUCAGGUGUUCCCCCAUGGGCUGCCAGAAGAGUUCACUGUGGUCUUCACUCUGCUGCUGAAGAAAAAGACUGUCAAGGACAACAUCUACCUCUUCCAGAUCUCAGAUGAGCAGGGCUACCCUCAGUUCUCCCUGGACCUGAACGGGCCGGAGCGGACGCUUGCCCUGCGGGCCCGUGGCGGGGGCGGCGGCGAGGACGACUUUGUGGGAUGCGUGUUCGGCGGGGAGGGGGUGGAGUCUCUCUUCGACUUCCGCUGGCACAAGGUGGCGAUGAGCCUCCAGGCGGGCGCGGCCUCCCUGCACGUGGACUGCGGCUCCAUCGAGACCAAGCCAGUGGAGCCCAGAGCGCAGCUGUCCAUGCAGGGACACACCUUACUGGCCAUCCAGGCCUCCGACGGAGCCGCCGUAGAGAUGGAUGUCCAGCAGGCGACGGUGUACUGUGACCCUGAGCUGGCCAUCCAGGAAGCCUGCUGUGAGAUCCCCGGAGCGCGGUGCCCUCCCGACGCGCCCAAGAGCCGCCGCGCUGCCGAAAGCAGCCCCCGCGCCAACCUGGUGGAGCUGCUGCCACGCCCCGACGGCAAGGGAAUCCUGGGACCUCAAGACCUAGCAGACAAAUGUGCUGGGUGUGCCCUGCUCAACGAGGAACAACUUGUUGAAAGAGGACACAUUAUUGAUGGAUUGCUGCAUGGAAUAAAAGGAGAGAAGGGAGAUCGGGGUUUGGACUGCUCUGGUUCUGAAUCCUCAGGCCUGUGCUCGACGGGGCCCAAAGGAGAGAAGGGGGUGAAGGGUGAGCCGGGGGGCUCUGGAAACUGGGGAGAUGGAGCUAGGCAGAAGGGGGAGAAGGGUCAAAAGGGUGAGACUGGUAUGCAGGGUCUCUCUGGGUUCCCGGGAAAAGAUGGUAGAGCUGGGUCGAUAUGUGUGGUGGGCCCCAAAGGACAGAAGGGCACCCCAGGGCUGGUGGGACCAGAGGGCCUGGCAGGAGAACCGGGUCGCCCAGGCCCCCCUGGAGAGCCGGGUAUCGGCAAACCUGGACCACCGGGGAGGCCAGGCGGACCUCCUGGUUCGAAGGGGGACAAGGGGGAUUCUGGGAUACCUGGCAAGGAUGCCGAGCCUGGAGAUCCUGGACCUAGAGGUCCUGUGGGUCUGAAGGGAGCGAAGGGAGACCCCUGCGAAGUCUGCCCUGUUUUGCCCACAGACGGGGGGAAUACCGUGGCCCUCCCAGGGAAGCCGGGGCCCAAAGGAGACCCGGGGGCCCCAGGGAUAGGGGUGCCAGGUCUGGCGGGCCUCCCUGGCUCGGACGGGAAGUCUGGCGAGAAGGGAGAACCAGGGUCUGCUGUGAAAGGUGAAAAGGGAGAGCCGUGCGCCGUCUGCCCCACAUUGGGAGAGCUCCCUGCUAACCUGAACUCCGUGGUCCUGGAAUCCAAUCUGAAACCUGGGGUGAAGGGCGAGAAGGGAGAGGCUGGAACUGGAGAGAAGGGGGAAAAGGGGGAAGUAGGGGCUGUUGGACUUUCUGGAAUGACAGGAGAGAAGGGUAGCCGUGGUGACAAGGGAUCUGAUGGGAAACCGGGCAAGACAGGACCGAGGGGGCCGCUGGGUCGUGACGGGCCGAAAGGAUCGAAGGGUGACACUGGGGCGAAGGGCGAGACAGGACCGCAAGGGGAGAAGGGUGAUUCGUGUGGUUCUUGUGUACCUCCCUCUGAGGCGGGUGGGGGACCAUCCUUUGUCAAAUGGCCAAAUGCGCCUGGGGAGCCAGGACCUCCCGGGCCUCCAGGACCCCAAGGGCAACCGGGCGAUGAUGUGGUGGGGAAACCGGGGGAUCCAGGAGUCAUGGGUUCAAAGGGAGAAAAGGGUGACCCAGGUGCACAGGGUGACCCAGGAAAUGGGGGGACCCCCGGAACCCCAGGAUUACCAGGAGAACCCGGGAGGGAUGGCUUCCGUGGACUGAAGGGAGAGAAGGGAGACGCCUGUGACAGCUGUCCUUCGCUCCCAGAGGGACCGUCGGGGGUGGGGGGUUUGCCGGGACUGAAGGGCGAGAGAGGGGACCCUGGCCCCCCGGGACUUGGUCAACCAGGCAAACACGGUCAUCCAGGUCUCCCAGGUGUCCAGGGACCUCAGGGACCCAAAGGCAGUCAGGGUGAACCAGGAAUUGCAGGCGUGGGUCUUCCAGGACCCAAGGGCGAGCAAGGACCCAGGGGCAAGCAUGGAGUUGUUGGACUUCCAGGGAAAGACGGUAUUCCGGGUGCUGCAGGACAGAAUGGGGAGAAGGGCUCUAAAGGGGAGACGGGGCCUCCGGGGCCUCAGGGGCCCGCGGUUGAAGGGGUGCCGGGGCCCUCGGGCAAGGAUGGCACCCCUGGGCGGCACGGGAUUCCGGGCGAGGACGGGCGUCCUGGACCUAACGGCGACAAGGGGGACAAGGGUGACCCUGGGGAGUGCAGUUGUCAGGUUCCGAACUUCACUGGAACUGGAGGACCUGGAGCUCCAGGAACUGCUGGCCUUCCCUUGUGGCAGCCUGGUCCACAGGGUCCCCCUGGACCUCCAGGACCCCCAGGCCCACCAGGGCCAGAGGGGUCCGCAGGGGUUACAGGACCGCAGGGCCACCCUGGCAAUGAUGGCGAACCAGGGAAACCGGGUCCGCCCGGCAACUUACUGCCCCGCCCAAUUCAAGACUCCGGGGAUGAAACGGUUGUCUGUGGGGACUGCUCGCAGGGUAGUCCGGGCGUUCCAGGUGUGACAGGUGUCAAGGGCGAGAAGGGAGAGCAGGGCACACCUGGGGCAGGUCCCAGUGAUGGCUGUGAAAGGUGCUUCCAGAGGCAGCACAGGCAGGAGAGUGCUGACAGUGCUGGGCAUGGUGUGCCAGGGUUACCAGGGAGCCCGGGCGAACCAGGACUCAAAGGCGAGCAGGGUCCUCCAGGUCAAAGGGGAUUUGCUGGCUCUCCUGGAAGCAUAGGUCCUCCUGGGUUUCCAGGUCCUGCAGGCCCACCUGGAUUAGCUGGUCAACCGGGGGAGAGGGGGCAGCCUGGACUACCAGGGUUGAAGGGGGAAAGUGGUCCUCCAGGAACUCCUGGAUACCCUGGAUCUAUGGGACCCCCCGGACUUCCUGGCCUUAAGGGUGAGAGAGGUCAUCCGGGUGGUGCUGGGCUGAAAGGAGAAUCGGGACCUCCGGGCACCCCUGGAUAUCAGGGUUCUCCAGGCGCGGCAGGUUCCAAAGGUGAAAUAGGCUUGUCAGGACCCGCUGGACCAAAGGGUGAACAGGGUUUCCAAGGACAACCAGGAUUUCCAGGACAACAAGGUCCCCCUGGUUUCCCAGGCAAGGCAGGCUCCCCGGGGCCCCCAGGACCGAAAGCUGAGAAGGGCACUGAGGGCCAGCGGGGCUCCCAGGGGCCCACGGGACCCCCCGGAUCACCUGGUUCUCCUGGCAUGCCGGGACCUCCUGGGAUGGAGGGAUUGGAUGGAAAAGAUGGAAAGCCAGGACUCCGGGGAGAACUUGGUCCACCAGGCCCAGCCGGACCCAGAGGAAUCCCGGGUUUCAAAGGAAAAUCAGGACACGUUGGCUUCCCCGGACAGAAGGGAGAUAUUGGUCCUCAGGGCCCACAAGGGAAGAUCGGCCGACCUGGAAUGGAUGGAGACCCUGGAACCCCUGGGCCUCAGGGCCGCCCUGGGCCCCCAGGACACCUUGGCGCUACAGGACCUCCUGGGUCUCCAGGCCCUGCGGGACCUCCGGGAGUGGGCGUGAAGGGGGACAAGGGUCAGGCUGGAGACAGAGGACUGCCAGGGAUGGCCGGCCUACCUGGGGCUCCAGGGCACCCAGGACCACUGGGAGAACCAGGCACGGAUGGAGCCGCGGGGAAAGAUGGAGCCGCUGGGCUGCCUGGAGACAGUGGGCAGGCAGGACAGAAGGGCGAGGCAGGGGCCCCGGGACAGAGGGGCUCCCCAGGGGAGCGCGGACGCCCUGGCCCUCCGGGCGGCGGGUACUCCUCAAAGGACUCGGGCGUGGGAAUGAUGGGGCCAGCCGGGCCCCGUGGGGAGAGAGGGCCCGCAGGACUGCCUGGCCAGUCCGGAUCCCCGGGAUCGCCAGGAACACCUGGGAAUGAUGCAGUGGUCAACUAUGAUGAAAUCAAGAGCUUCAUCCGGCAGCAGGUCAUAAAGAUCUUUGAUGAGCGCAUGGCGUACUACAUGUCCCGCAUGCAGACGCCUGUGGAGGUUUCAGCUCCCGGGCGACCCGGUCCCCCCGGCAAGGACGGAACCCCUGGGAGGCAAGGGACUCCAGGGAUGCCUGGCAUGCCGGGACAGAUCGGUAGAGAGGGGCGACAGGGACCCAUGGGGCCACCGGGUGCCCCUGGUGCUAAGGGAGAUAAGGGGGAUAAGGGCAUUGGUGAGAUGGGUGACAGUGGCCCACCAGGAUCUCCAGGUCUCCCUGGAUCUCCAGGCUAUGGGAAGAUGGGCCCACCUGGAUCCGUAGGACAGCAGGGAGUACCAGGGAUCCCAGGCCCGGCUGGUACCCCAGGAUCACCUGGGAAGCAGGGUCAUUGUAACCCCUCAGACUGCUUCAGCGGUAUGCCCGCUGAGUACAACCCCAAGGGCCCCCCUAUGAAGGGCCCCAUGUACUAGAGAGGGAGAGAGAGAAAGGGGACGGGAGGGACGCAAGGACCGGCACCCUUCCAAGGCUGAAAGCAGCCUGAUUACAAAAACCUGAACUGGCCUCUGCUUUACCCCAGAUAUCAUAAUCCAUUUGUCCCUCACGCACACACAUACCCACACAGACACACUCUCAGAAACUAAGGCAUAGUUGGAAACUGACUCUCCCAUUCCAAAUGGCUCCUAUACUCUCGUCCCCGUCCUGUUCCUGGAUCUGCUGCCCAAUGUACAGGGUGUCUGAAAGGCCUGGAGUCACACUGUGUGAGGAGUAAAAAGGACGCGCAUGCUGCUUUUUUACCCCGCAAGGUUGGUUCCUGGAGACGGUCAGUCCCCCGAUUCCUAAGCCCCUGCACUGGAUGCUGUGGAGGACCAGGGGGGUGUUAUAUCCUGAGAAAUGGUUCGGCUCCCUGAGCGAACCCUCUCUCUUUCCUCCACUUUCUUUACCCCCGGUAAUCCUGCCUCCCUAAAGUUCUUGUUUUUGUGUUCUCUUGCUUUUACAAUCUUUUUUGUUUAUUUUUCCACCGGGACUUGACAGCCCUCGUUUCUGUCCCAGAAAAAGAAAGGGAAAAAAACCUUGUCUUUAAAUUUUUUUUAUUGUAGGUUUACCACUCCUGGGUUGUAAAAAGGUGGAGAAUGUUGAAGCCUUUCCCUGUCCCGUUAGGCAGCUCACCUUGUACUGUUAGCAAUAGCUUCUUGGGCUCAAUUUUUAAUCUCAGGUGCCCCUCCCCCUAUUAAAUAAAUUAGUCAUUCCUAAAAAGCAGGCCAAAUGUACCUUAUUAGCUUUUCAGAACCACUUUCAGAGGGGAAGGGGACUUUUACUUCCUGUCAUAGCCACAGUUGUUAUAGUCAUAGAAAUUCCCACUGAUGCAAGUGUUACAUUUGGGUUUAAAUACAGCCAUAUUGAAUAUUUGAAUUGGCCCAUUUAUUUUAGGGUUUGUGUUGUACAUAUUUAUAUUUAUAUAUUACUGCUUUUUAUAUGAUUUUAAUCAGCAACAGCAUGGCAGUCUUUAUGUUCAUUAAUGUCUUUCUUGUUUUACCCCAAAAUCAUUCAAGAAAAUGUUUUUAAGAUUUCAAAUUCUGAUUGAUUUGUCUGUAAAAACAUAUAUAAUAUUUCAGUGUUUUGGAUAGAACUGUGCAUUUUGUACUAUGGCUUCAAUUUAAACAAAUAUUCAGUUCCAUAAGGGAGAGGAAACUUUUCAUUUGUCGUUUAUUGUUUUUGGGAGUUUUAUUUUUGAAAAUCAAGCUUGAACAGAUAUUUUUACAGACAUUGCAGUGAUUUCUAUCUGGGGGUGUCUGAAUUCAGAUACCUUGGUGUUAAGCUCUUAUUUUCUAUUUGCAUCUCUAAGCAAUAUUUAAACUUGAAAUGCUUCGUUUCGCUUGCGCCUUGCAUGCACAGAACACACAAACCAAAAAAGCUUCCAUCUUGCAGAGUCUUCGCUGCCGUCUCUUUCAGCUGACAGAAGUGCAGUUUCUUUGUGUGCCUUUCGGUGGCCGGCUCAUAAAAGUGCUACGUCGUUCCUACCUGCACACAUUAGGAAUGUUGUAAGAGCGCUUUGUUGCUUUCAUCUCCUGAAAUAUGCUGCCUGUGGAGUCAGCGAUGUUGUUAAUGAUCAUUCCGUUAUGACCGUGCUUUUGCGGCUCAGUGUAUUUUAUCAGCACUUUAUCUAUUCUCUAUUAGGCCUGGUGCUUUUUUUUUGAUGUACUGUAACCCCGUGUCACUGUAAUCUCUGCAUCUCGCUUCCGCGUUAUUUUCAAAAAGGGAGCAAUUUCUCCUCCUCAUUUGCGCCGCACAGCCAGUCAUCAGCCCCCCCCCCGUCCUAAAGCGCUAUAUUUUACCGCUCCUUCGGACCGCCACGCAUCCCCCCAGCUCCCUCUCUGCGUGGAGCCGUCUCUGAGACACGACGCCCCGCACUCCCUCCUUUCUUUCAGCGUGUCUUUGUUUGUCAGUCACGUUAAAGCCAUCGUGCGCCAAAGAGGAUUUUUUUUUUUUUUUAUGGAAACCAAAAAAAAAAAAAAAA